Molecule: messenger RNA, 642 nt
Organism: Hydractinia symbiolongicarpus
Lineage: Eukaryota; Metazoa; Cnidaria; Hydrozoa; Anthoathecata; Hydractiniidae
Exons: 4
Coding region: 115-510 (131 amino acids)
Biological process (GO): proton transmembrane transport; proton motive force-driven ATP synthesis
Molecular function (GO): proton transmembrane transporter activity
Source: RefSeq, a predicted model, not a curated record
UAUGCGCAUGCCCAGUGGGUCAAUAUUUCAGUUAGCUGUCCUCUUUGGCUCCUUGCACCGAAGUGAAGGCAACGAACGAGCGUCAACCGGACUGUCUUUAUAACUCAUAAAAAUAUGUAUUCCUGUGCCAGAUACGCUGUUCCUGCACUUAGAAAUGCUACUCGUGCUGUGUUGAGACCUCAGAGCAGUACGUUAGCUACUCUUUCCAAAACGACUGUCAUUCCAAGCAGCCAGGCUUUAGUCCCAUUUUCAAACCAAUUACAUACAUCACCAGCAACGCGUGAUAUUGAACAAGCAGCCAAGUUUAUCGGUGCUGGCGCAGCUACAGUAGGAUGUGCAGGUUCUGGUGCUGGUAUCGGAACAGUGUUUGGUAGUUUAGUCAUUGGUUAUGCGAGAAAUCCAUCCUUAAAACCACAAUUGUUUUCCUAUGCUAUUUUGGGAUUCGCGUUAUCCGAAGCUAUGGGACUGUUUUCCCUUAUGAUGUCGUUUUUAAUUUUAUUCGGUUUGUAGACUGCUUCAUUGAUGCAUGUUAUCUGAAUGAAUGCGUUGCUUGUUAAUUAGUUAUACAGUAAAUACAUUUUCAAAUUAUGUUAACAUGUAUGCUUCAUUCUGCAAACUAUAGUACACUACCAACCUAAAUAA